Messenger RNA from Saccharomyces kudriavzevii IFO 1802, 711 nucleotides. It is a transcript of the gene MIC27, whose product is annotated as Mic27p. The coding region runs from base 1 to 711 and encodes 236 amino acids. NCBI's taxonomy places the organism in Eukaryota, Fungi, Ascomycota, Saccharomycetes, Saccharomycetales, Saccharomycetaceae. The transcript has a single exon. The record is from RefSeq and is a predicted model, not a curated record.
AUGGUAAAUUUUUAUGAUGAUGCUAAUGAAUCCUCAAAUUCGGGGAACGAUGAAGUUCCCCUAAUACCCAUUGUGCUUCAAAAUUCAUCAGAACUGUUAGUCAGAACCAUAUCUACGGGAAAUGAAAUCAUUGAAUCGGUACAUUUGACCAAGUGGUUUCAGAAAUACAGAACUGGAGUUGCAAGUCAACUCAGUUGUUAUGAGAAAAAAUGGAAGACAAGAACGGCCAAUUUUAGACUCCACGUUCAACAUAUUAUCAACUAUUCGAGCAGAAACAUUUUCAAUAAUGAUUUUGAAAAUAAGCACACUGUGGUUCCAGGUUCGUUGAUAGCACUGGGUGCCUUUUUUGCUGGAAGCAUAGCGGUGAACAGAUCUAAUUGGGGAGCUAAGAGAAUGAUAUUUAGUCAUAACUCCAGUAUCCUCGAGAAACUAUGUACGUCAAUACCAUCGAGGAUAUUUUUACCGUGGGUGUUGGCUGCCGCAACGUUCAAGUACUGGGCCCCCCAAACAUCUCAGAAUCUAGUUAGUGCCACGGAAAACGAUUUACUACCAAGACAUUUCGUGAAAUCAUAUCAUGACACUUGGAAACGCAUUUACAAGGAGGGGUACGUCGCAAAAAAGAAUGACUUGAAAAGUCAGAUUGAUCAAACUUUACAGAAAAAUAUUAGAUAUGCAAGGGAACAAUUUUAUGAAAAGUUGGGACAAGCAUGA